AGAUGGUCAAAUAUCGAGGGUCGAGAUCGAAAGAAGAAUCGAUCGAUAGAUCGAUUAUAUAAGACAAGCGCCAAUCGUCUCCCUUGACAAAAAUUGCAUAUUUUCAUUGGUGCAUUGCAAGUAAGCAAGAUUAGAUUGAACUUAACCAAACAUAUUACUAAGUGAUAUCAACAAAAUACAAUGUGGCCUAAACAUUUCUUACAUAUAUACGAACUUUUUCAAAAUUGAAUCGUGACUCGAAAUAUAGUUUAAAAAGUAGAUAAUAUUAAAAUGUCAACGUCGAAGAAUAAUGACGUGUUUGGAGAACCAUUGAGGUUGACACACUUGAAACCAUCCUUGGAUACCGAAAAACUUGCAGUAGCAUCACGUCAAGAUGUAUGGCAUAAGUUUAUUAUAUUUAGUUAUCAACCUCAUGGAAAAGCGGAGAUAUUGAAAGCAAUUAUAAAUGCUUGCGAACCAGAUAUUUUACUACCUGUCAAAUAUAAAAAAGAAAACGAAAGUAAAAGUACUUUUCUUGCCCAAUGCAAUUCUAACGCUAUAGAGAAUCUCGUAAAGCAACAGUUGUGCAUAUUAUUACCUGGUGGUUUUGAAAUAUAUAUAGACAUUGUAUUAGGAUUCAUUACCAAACGAGAAUUACCUAUUAAUCUUAACAAAAUAAUAGCGCAAACCUUUUAUCAAAGAUACGAGUCAGCAAAAAAGAUACUUAAUCUGGACGACUUUGAGAACGAUAAAUUAUUAGCUUCUAUAUAUUGCCCUAUAUCUAUACCUAAGAUAUUUCAUAUUGUUCUAAGAUCUAUCAGACAAGGUAUUGCGGGCAAUAAUCGUGAAUCUAAAUUAUCCGUUCGCGAGUUAAGUAUGAAACAUAACAAUUUGACGGCCAUUAUAUUAUUCGAAAAGAUUUUUAAUUUUCAUUUAACUAAACUAGAUUUAAGAUUUAAUCAAAUAUUAGAUGUCGAGUAUUUAAGAUAUUUUUCCGAAUUUAAGAUAACCGAACUUUGGUUGGAUGGAAAUCCCUUGUGUGCUCAAUAUAAGAACGCGCAAGAGUAUAUACAAGCAGUCAAAAAUAUCUUCCAACAUUUACAAAAGUUGGACGGAGUAAUAAUAGGUAUGGAGAAGAAAUUUAUACCAAAUUUACAAACUCAUUAUCUAGGAAAUGGUUCCAAAUUACCAUUAAUAAAACAAUUUGUUAAACACUUUUUUAUUAUGUAUGAUCAAGAAGACAGAUCCAUAAUGAACGGUCUAUACGAUAAAAAUGCGCUUUACUCUAUGACUUUAGGAACCGUCACUAAUUAUUUGCAUAAACAAGUAGCUAAAGUAUUUGUUACUAAUAGAAAUUUACUCAAAUUUGUCGAUUAUGCCAAAUGUCAUGAAUUUUUAUUACGUGGUCCUGAUAAAAUAAUAUCCGCAUUGAAGCGUCAACCUUCCACAUCGCACGACCUCCAUACAUUUAAUAUAGAUUUAUUAUACGAAACUAAUGAUCUUUUAGCUAUAUCCGUUCAAGGAAUAUUUUUAUAUAAAAACAUUUCUUCUUCUCCUAUGGUAUUCAAUAGAACAUUUAUUAUAGUUGGUAAAGAGGACAACGAAUAUUGUAUAACUAACGAUCAAUAUUUUAUAGAUGGAUCUAAUCCCAAUACUCUAACACAGAUAAAUAACAAAACCAAACAAGAUGUUAAAAAUAUAUACGCGUUUGUUCCAACUAUGUUUAGUCCAUCAGAGAAAAGUCAACUAAUUGUAUUUCUACAAGAACUAACAUCCAUGAACUCAGCAUUUUGUUUAAAAUUUUUAGAUGAUGUUAAUUGGGAUAUAAGACGGGCAAUUACUAAUUUUACACAAAUGUAUACCCUGAACGAUGUACCUCCGGAAGCUUUUAAGUAAAUCACUUUUAUAUCUUUUUCAAUCUUUAGAUAUAACAUAUAUGUAAUUAACAAUUUAUAUCUUUCAAUAUAUAUUUUGAAAUAAAACGUUUUCAAUUU
This is a messenger RNA of Polistes canadensis, 1973 nucleotides long. Its product is annotated as nuclear RNA export factor 1-like. NCBI's taxonomy places the organism in Eukaryota, Metazoa, Arthropoda, Insecta, Hymenoptera, Vespidae. Gene Ontology annotation, biological process: poly(A)+ mRNA export from nucleus. Gene Ontology annotation, molecular function: RNA binding; protein binding. The transcript has a single exon. Gene Ontology annotation, cellular component: nucleus. The coding region runs from base 271 to 1875 and encodes 534 amino acids. The record is from RefSeq and is a predicted model, not a curated record.